GAUAGGUUUUUGGCGCUAAUCGUCAAUCUUUUUUCUAAUCCUCCAAACGCCUCUGUUGAAUUAAGAAUAUGUUCUCAACUUCAACGAGAAAUAUGCAAUUUCUAGCGUAUCAUGAGAUCAGUGUGUGUACUAGCUAUUUCUCUCAACCACAUUACAAAUUUCCCGCAACCAUUUACUCCCUCCGUCGUUCGCGGAAUUCGAUUAUCAGUGAGGAAGUUUCGAUUCCUCGUUUGGCAUGAUGAGUCUUUACAAACCCUCUGAUGCAUAUCACCCCCUUGUUUUUCACUGGAAAAUCUCAUGUACAAGAAGAGGGACUCGAGCUUGGUCGUCCUGAGAUUUUUCUUCAAGAUGGUUGCCUUUGGGAAGAAAUUGAAAGAAUCCCAAAUUCAAGAAUGGCAAGGGUAUUAUAUUAACUAUAAGCUAUUGAAGAAGAAAGUCAAUCGAUAUGCACAACAAAUUGAGGCUGGAAUGCAAGAUCGUCAGUUUGUUCUCAAGGACUUCUCAAGGAUGCUAGAUGAUCAGAUUGAAAAGGUUGUCUUGUUUCUGCUGGAACAACAAGGAUUACUUGCAAGCAGAUUAGCAUCUCUUGGAGAACAGCAUGGUGCUCUUUUACAGCAGGCAGAUGAAUCAAAAAUACCUGAAUUGCAAGAAGCAUACCGAGAAAUUGCGAGGGAUCUUUUACGCCUUCUCUUUUUCCUUGAGAUGAAUGCUACUGGUCUGCGUAAGAUUCUGAAGAAGUUUGAUAAGCGCUUUGGCUAUAAGUUUACUGACUACUAUGUUAAAACCCGUGCAAAUCAUCCUUAUUCUCAGCUGCGACAAGUGUUUAAGCAAGUGGGUAUUGGUGCUGUUGUUGGAGCCAUUUCACGCAAUCUUGUAGAACUGCAGGACCAUCAGGGAAUCUAUGUAUCAAUAUAUGAUCAACCUUCUCUAUCUCACUCGGAUCCUGUUAUUCAUUCUAUCAAAGCAGCGGUAAAUAGGUUGUCCAACUCAACAAAUUUCCUUGAAUAUUUGGCAAAGCAUGCAUUUAUUAUGCAAGAGGAGUUGUCAACUUUAUCUGAAGAUCAUGUUGAGCAGAAAUAUCAUUUUAUGUCUCUUCUCCUGAACUUGGUGAAUACAUUUCUGUAUAUGGCCAACACAUAUAUUAUUGUCCCAACAGCAGAUGACUACUCCAUAAGCCUUGGAGCUGCUGCAACAGUUUGUGGUGUUGUGAUUGGGUCGAUGGCUAUUGCACAGGUGUUUUCUUCAGUUUACUUCAGUGCAUGGUCAAAUAGAUCAUACUUGAGGCCACUCGUUUUCAGUAGUGUUGUUCUUCUGAUUGGGAACACCUUGUAUGCUCUGGCUUAUGACCUUAAUUCAAUAGCAGUUCUUCUUAUUGGUCGCUUAUUUUGUGGGUUGGGUUCUGCAAGAGCGGUUAAUAGACGAUAUAUCAGUGACUGUGUGCCCCUCAAACUACGAAUGCAGGCUUCUGCUGGUUUUGUUAGUGCCAGUGCACUUGGAAUGGCAUGUGGUCCAGCUCUUGCUUGCUUAUUUCAGACAGAUUUUAAGGUUUAUAAACUCACAUUUAACGAGGAUACUUUACCCGGUUGGGUUAUGGCUAUUCUGUGGCUUGUCUAUCUACUGUGGUUGCGGAUUUCCUUUAGAGAGCCUCCUCAAGAGACUAAAGAGAAUCUUGCGGCAGAGGAAGCUAAUUCUGCGCAAUUGGCAAAUAAUGCUGUGGAGAAUGGUUGUCUGCAGCCUCUGCUUUUGAAAUCGGCAGCUAAGCAACAAGAUCAAAAUGAGGACCAAGAAUUUGAUGAUGGUGAAGAAGACUCUGAAGAAUCUCAUAAGCCUGCGACUUCUCUUGCCUCAGCAUAUAGACUGCUUACACCAAAUGUGAAGGUUCAACUAUUUGUAUACUUCAUGCUCAAGUAUGUAAUGGAGAUUUUGCUGGCUGAAAGCAGUGUCAUUACUGCACGUUACUUUAUAUGGUCAACCAGCAGAAUAGCAAUCUUUCUUGCAUGUCUUGGACUGACAGUGCUUCCAGUAAAUAUCAUUGUUGGAAACUACAUCAGCAACAUAUUUGAAGAAAGGCAACUUCUACUUGCAUCUGAAAUUAUGUUGUGCAUAGGUAUUCUCCUAAGCUUCCACAUUUUGAUCCCUUACUCUGUCCCUCAAUAUGUCGGCUCAGCACUUAUCAUAUUUGUAUCUGCUGAAGUCCUUGAAGGUGUUAAUCUAUCACUACUAUCUCGGGUCAUGUCGUCGAGGCUUUCCCGGGGGACAUACAAUGGUGGACUGCUAUCGACAGAGGCCGGAACCCUGGCCCGAGUAAUUGCUGAUGGAACAAUCACGCUAUCUGGCUACUUGGGUGAAAAUAGGCUGUUGAAUGUCACCUUGGUUCCUGCACUUAUCAUCUGCAUCUCCUCCAUUAUUGCUACCUGCUUUACCUACAAUUCACUCUACUGAUACUGAUUGUCUUCUCUUCUGCUCCUGUACAUAAAUUUCUGUACAGUACAUCUAAAGCUUACCACAAGCUCACGGUUGUUUGUUGCUGGUAUUGUUAUAAUCAUUUAGUGGAACUGUAGAUAUCUCUAUCUUGUGAGUUUUUAUCACUAGUCUUUGGGUCCUACAAUGGUGUUUCAGAAGCGUUAGAUCUCCUAUCAUAUGUUUGAUUAGUUUCGAAGUAAGGGAGUGAGCAAAAGUAGGAGAAAAAUUCCUUUUUAUAUCUUUUUAGAAGUUUUGCAGAGGAGAAAUUGAGGUUGGUUUUAAACUGUAUUUUCUUUUUUUCUGGAAUUGUGAGAAGAAAAGGAUGGAAG
Carica papaya (papaya) is the source of this 2792-nucleotide messenger RNA. The record is from RefSeq and is a predicted model, not a curated record. Lineage: Eukaryota; Viridiplantae; Streptophyta; Magnoliopsida; Brassicales; Caricaceae.